This is a messenger RNA of Fusarium proliferatum ET1, 1830 nucleotides long. RefSeq lists its product as uncharacterized. Bases 1 to 1830 code for a protein of 609 amino acids. The record is from RefSeq and is a predicted model, not a curated record. Gene Ontology annotation, cellular component: fungal-type vacuole; plasma membrane. Gene Ontology annotation, biological process: transmembrane transport; borate transport; monoatomic anion transport. The transcript has 6 exons. NCBI's taxonomy places the organism in Eukaryota, Fungi, Ascomycota, Sordariomycetes, Hypocreales, Nectriaceae. Gene Ontology annotation, molecular function: borate efflux transmembrane transporter activity; solute:inorganic anion antiporter activity.
AUGGUUUCAGCUUCGCCAGGACACGAAAGAGACCACGAUGGAAUGGCCUCACCUCGCCAAAAACAAGAGGCUUGGUGGAGAAUCCACCUCUUUCGUGGUAUGAUCAGUGACAUCCGUCGACGAAUACCAUACUAUGUCAGCGACUGGACGGACGCGUGGGACUAUCGUGUAGUCCCUGCUACAGUGUAUAUGUAUUUUGCCAACAUCCUCCCUGCCCUGGCUUUCUCUCUCGACAUGUUCCAGAAAACAGGGUCAAACUAUGGCGUCAACGAAGUUUUACUCUCCUCUGUUCUUGGGGCGGUUAUCUUCUCUCUAUUUGCUGCACAACCGCUGGUCAUUGUCGGAGUUACGGGCCCAAUAACCGUCUUCAACUACACCGUAUAUGAUAUCAUGAAGCCAACCGGCGUCAAUUAUAUUGGCUUCAUGUGCUGGAUCGGCAUUUGGUCACUUAUCCUUCACUGGAUUCUCGCCGUAACGAACUCGUGCAACUGGCUCCGAUGGGUCACGCGCUUCCCCUGUGACAUCUUUGGGUUUUACGUCGCUUUUAUCUACCUACAAAAGGGCAUCCAAGUCCUCGAACAUCUCGGUAGAGGACAAGAGUUCUAUCUCUCCAUCGCUGCCGCUCUUCUUGUCUUCAUGGCAGCAUACGUGUGCGGCGAACUUGGCGGGAGCAGCCUUUUCCGCCACCCCUUGCGCGUGUUUCUCAAGGACUACGGCACACCUUUGACAAUCAUCUUUUUCACUGGCUUUGUCCAUUUCGGCCGUAUGCAGGAGGUUGAUCUUGAGGUUUUGCCCACUGGAAUCGCCUUUGAGCCUACCAGUGGCCGCGAUUGGCUCGUCCGCUUCUGGGAUUUGAGCGUGGGUGACGUCUUUCUAGCUCUGCCCUUUGCAGUCCUUCUGACCAUUCUCUUCUGGUUCGAUCAUAAUGUUUCUUCACUUAUCGCCCAGGGCAGCGAGUUUCCACUUCGCAAACCUGCUGGUUUUCACUGGGAUAUAUUCCUCCUCGGUUUGACAACUGGUGUUGCAGGUAUCCUUGGCCUACCGUUUCCCAAUGGCCUCAUCCCUCAAGCACCCUUCCAUACGGAGUCGCUCUGUGUUACAAAAGCUGUCAAGGAAGAUGAUGACGAUGGCAACCCAGUAGGCGGUGGCUAUUCCUUCGAGGCCACACACGUUGUAGAGCAACGGUUUUCCAACUUUGCUCAAGGUCUCCUUACUUUGGGUACUAUGACGGGACCCCUUUUAGUGGUCCUUCACUUGAUUCCCCAUGGUGUGCUCGCGGGUCUAUUCUUUGUUAUGGGUGUCCAGGCCCUUGAGGGGAAUGGUAUCACGAGCAAGCUUAUUUUCCUAGCGCGCGAUCGGGCCCUCACGCCUUCAAACAGCCCCUUACUUCAAAUUCGCCGGCGCUCAGCUAUCUGGUACUUUGUCCUCAUCGAGCUCGUCGGCUUCGGUGCCACUUUUGCUAUCACCCAGACUGUAGCCGCUGUCGGCUUCCCUGUCAUCAUCUUUGCUCUAAUACCAAUCCGUGCUCUCCUACUUCCCUGCAUAUUCUCCCCCGAGGAACUCUCUCUUCUUGACCAGCCAACAGCCUCCGAUUUCAUCAUGGAAGGAAUCGGGGGGUCAUGGGGCGGCAAGGACGACGAAAAACCUGCUUUGCAACAGAGAGAUGCCCUCCGACGUCCAGAACAUCGCGAUAGUGUGCUUGCGUAUCCUGGUGUCCCUAGAAGGAGUCAGGAGGAUCUUGCAGAGCUAGGUCAAAUACAAUCUAGGCAGAGCACAGCGACAAGAAGGAGGAGUUUGGAGAGACGACAACAAAGAAAGUCAACCCCAUAG